Messenger RNA from Aureobasidium uvarum, 1551 nucleotides. Lineage: Eukaryota; Fungi; Ascomycota; Dothideomycetes; Dothideales; Saccotheciaceae. The record is from the annotation of a GenBank genome assembly.
UUUCGCAAAGUCUACGAAUAUCAAAGAGAUGCAAGCAAUACCUGCAAACCUAAUACACGACAUUUGCUUUUCCGUCUGGCAGAUGUCUUUCUCCGAACUUGGGAUCUAGGGUUCACUGCAUUUGGAGGACCACCUGUACAUUUCCAGAUCUUGCAUCAGCGGUUUGUGGAAAGUAAAGGUGGGUAUGCUGCUUGGGUUGAUGAUCAAACUUACCAUGAGCUUUUCGCCGUGUCGCAAGCGCUGCCUGGACCGGCGAGUACAAAGAUGCUGUUUAUUCUGGUCUUGUACCAUGCUGGUCCCAUAUGUGCGGUUUUGGCGUUCUUUGUCUGGAGUCUUCCUGGUGCUGUGGGUAUGUUUUUGCUUUCCAUUGGUGUUGGUAGGAUUAGUGAGGUCCUGCCGGGUCCGGUGUAUGGCUUGCUAUCCGGUUUGAACGCAUCGACGGUCGGAAUUGUUGCUUUGGCAGCUGUACAGGUGACCAUCACUAAUCCUCUAUCUCGCAUCUUGGUCAUUUUUGGUGCUUGCGCUGGACUCUGCUAUACAGCAUUGUGGUACUUCCCCACUUUGGUGUGUAUAGGUGGUACAGUGGCAGGACUCUGGGAUCUCUAUCUCAGUCGUGCGAUUGGCAGAUUACGUGCCAAACAGCAUCAAAAACGCAUCAACGAACAGCGUAUUGUGGAAGAAAAUCAUUUAGCAGAAGUAACCAGUAUUCCCUUGCAGGACAUGUCGGCAGCACAGCCAUCAUCAUCACUGCGACGAAUGGCCAGAGAUGAAGCUACCGAAGUUGCGACCACGAAAACUCCAGCCGCCGAGCGUGUCAUUACAGAAGCAAUGCCAGACCUUCAAGACAACAAUCACACCUACUCAUUGUCUCUGUGGCAGAGUAUCGCAAUCGCCUCGCUCUUCUUCGUCUCCUUCGCCGUCACCCUCGUUGCCCGAGGUACUAUCACCUCUCCACCCUUACUCCUCGACCUCUUCGCAAACAUGUACCUAGCGGGCACCAUCAUCUUCGGCGGAGGCCCUGUCGUUAUCCCUCUUCUCAAAGAAUACACCGUCCAACCGCACUGGGUCUCAUCCCGCGACUUUCUCAUCGGUCUCGCCAUCAUUCAAGCUUUUCCCGGUCCAAACUUCAACUUUGCAGUCUACCUCGGCGCUCUGACUAUGCGUGCUUCAGACACCGCACAAGGAUUAUCCGGCGCAGUGAUAAGCUUCCUCGGUAUUUUUCUUCCUGGUCUCACUCUCAGCGCCGCCGCAACGGGUGUUUGGCGCAUCGUACGCACAAAAGCUGUUGUGGCGAGUGUGCUCCGCGGUAUCAACGCCACAGCAGUGGGGUUGGUGUUUACCGCUGUUUAUCGCCUUUGGGAGAUAGGAUACCUGACUCCGGAGUCGGGGCAGGGUAAGAGUUUGGCUAAUGAGCCUUGGUGGGUUGUUGUUGCUGCGGUGGCUUAUUCGGGAGCUGCGUGGUUUAGGGUGCCGCCUGCGGUCGCCAUUGUUUUGGGUGCGGUGUUGGGGUUGUGUUGGUAUGGUGCUGUUGGGAAUAGGCAUUUGGGGGUC